AUGCGUUCAAAAAAAGACCAGCCAUUUGUUGAAAUGUUAAACAGAUUUCGUACUGCUUCCCAAACUGAGCAUGACAUUAAACAGAUUCAAUCAAGACAAAUAGACCCAGAGGAUAAGGAUUACCUUUCAGAUGCUAUACAUAUAUAUGCAGAAAAUAAGCCUGUCGAUGAACACAAUAAUAACAAACUAACUCAGUUAUCUGGAGAAAUGUUUCAUCUUAGAGCAGCAGACCAGUAUCCUCCAAAUGUAUCUCAAACUGAUAUUGAUAGAGUGUUAUCAAAGGGACGUUCUGAUACUGGUGGACUAGAUAAAGACAUACAUGUUAAAGAAGGUGCAAGAGUUAUGCUAACAAGUAAUAUUGAUAUUGCAGAUAGACUCAUCAAUGGUCAAAUAGGUACUAUAAUGAAAAUCCAGGUCAACAUGAACACACAAAAACCGACUGUUAUUUAUGUUAAAUUUGAUGAUGUUCAAGCAGGUAAAACUAUUAUCACUAAAUCUACAAAUCAAUUUGUUAAAGAGCACAAUGUUGUACCCAUUGAACCGAUUCUAGCUAAAAUCAAAAUAAGACCAGGCAAACCAUCUUCCCCAGAAAUUCAAAGAGUGCAAUUCCCUAUCACAUUAGCUUAUGCAGUAACUAUUCAUAAAGUUCAGGGUCUCAGCUUAGACAAAGUUGUUGUUAGUUUUGAGCUAUUCCGACAAAGGUCAUUUAAUUAUGGACAAGUUUAUGUUGCCUUAAGUCGUGCAAGGUCUUUAAGUGGUCUCUACACUUUAGAUCACCAGAUGUCAAUAUCAUGGCAAACCAAAUAA
Exaiptasia diaphana is the source of this 807-nucleotide messenger RNA. RefSeq names its product ATP-dependent DNA helicase PIF1-like. Gene Ontology annotation, molecular function: helicase activity; ATP binding. The record is from RefSeq and is a predicted model, not a curated record. NCBI's taxonomy places the organism in Eukaryota, Metazoa, Cnidaria, Anthozoa, Actiniaria, Aiptasiidae. Bases 1 to 807 code for a protein of 268 amino acids. The transcript is spliced from 2 exons.